AUGAACAGCAAUCAGUUCUGGGAGGCCAAUGGCCAGGCCGACGCCAAUGCGCAGUUGACUGGCCUUGGUCUUCCAGCAGAGUGGAACACAACGCCCGAGGGAUUCAAUCCCAACACUUACACGCCAGUGGGCAACAUGAACCCACUGAGCAUGAACCCGCAUCUCAAUGCGGCAUUUGCCUCUACGCCAUCUCAAGCCUAUAGCUCAAGGCCAACCAUGCCCCAAGGCAGCAUGGCCAUGUCCUAUAACAACGUGGCACCACAGGGCAACAUGGUGCUUCAAGACACCACCAUGUCCCAGGGUAACAUGGUGCCUCAAGGCAACAUGAUGAUACCCCAGGGCAAUAUGGCACCUCAGCCAAGCUUCUUGCAUGUCCCUGCACAGGGUCUUUCAUCCCCCCUUGGCCCCACGAACUACCAAGCCCAAGACUAUUCUUACCAGCAGCGCAGGGCCGAAUACAACGCAGCGGUGCAGACACAGCGUCAAGAAUUUCAGCGGGCGAACAAGACGAGCCGCAGCAGACCCAACCGGCGCAGGUUGCAGGCUCGCAUUGAAAACAAUAGGCAAAGCCAGUCGAUUCCAGCUGGGCUCCCUGAAGGGCUAAUUGACAGUCCGGUCGCUUCUGCGGUGGUUGCUGGUCCGGUGGCAGCUGCUGGUCCGGUGGUUGAAACCACGGGCCAAGAUCCAGGCCAAGACGUCGACCCCGUGGCCGGGCUUGAGAGCCUCUUCGGUGAGGGCGAGUUUGGGGGUCUCUUUGGUGAGGGCGAGUCUGGGGGUCUCUUUGGUGAGGGCGAGUUUGGGGGUCUCUUUGGUGAGGGUGACUUUGAGAACCUGUUUGGCGACGACGAGCUCGAGGCCUUCUUUGGCGAGUCGGGCGGUGAACCUGACACUGGUACCGCCACUGCCGGCGCGGCCGUGCGGGCUCCUAGCCCACGCUCUCUGGCCUUCUUGAGCAGCCUCCCCAGCCUACCCGCCAUGGUAAGUGAGAGCGUGCCCGAGCGAACCCCGGUGGCUACGUCACCGGCAACGCUCAGCGAAAGCACGAGCCCUGGGACCGAGCAGCCUGCCAAAAAGCGAAGAACUAAGAUUGGCAGCCAGUCGUGCGAGAUGUGCAGGAAGUCUAGAAAGGCCUGCCACCGCCAAGAGAACACCUACUCGUGCGUCCGUUGCCACACAGCAGGCAUGCCGUGCAACAAGUUUGACCCCAACGCGGCCAAGCCCUCAGACGGACGCACGAACAAUACUGUGCAGCGCAACCAUCAGCGCAUCUACGACGAGGGCCGCAGCGUCAUUGAGAAGCUGUGGAAGACGCUCGCUGCUAUUGUGCCCCAAAGCGCGAAUGAGGCGCCCGAACUCGUGGCGCGCCGCCUGGCUCUCGCGCAGGCCAUCCAAGCACGCAUGCCGACGAACAAUGUUGAGAGCUGGGUUCCCAUUACAGACAUGGAAAUUGAGGCCCUCGGCCUAGCCAUGUAUGGUAUCAACUUCAGGCCUGACUGUUUCAGCAUCGUGGGUGGUUCUCGCUCCCAUGUCGAGCGUCCCUCGCGUUGCGAAAAGCUCGUUGAGGAGCGCAAGGCUUGUCAUGACCUUGUAGACAAGGUCAGCCGCUUUGUUACGGCUCUGGUAGACUGCAUUGGGUAUGCGGCCGACCCAAGCAGCAUUGACUGGUUGCCGACGCAUGUCGCGAAUCUCCUUAAUAUCCCCUCGCCUACGAGGAACAGCAAAUCUCGUGCGAUCACUCUCUCUCCGCUCCCCUUCAAGAAGCACCUUGGCAACAUUGCCAACAAUGCAGCCACUGCCUAA
Molecule: messenger RNA, 1800 nt
Organism: Verticillium dahliae VdLs.17
Lineage: Eukaryota; Fungi; Ascomycota; Sordariomycetes; Glomerellales; Plectosphaerellaceae
Exons: 1
Coding region: 1-1800 (599 amino acids)
Biological process (GO): regulation of DNA-templated transcription
Molecular function (GO): zinc ion binding; DNA-binding transcription factor activity, RNA polymerase II-specific
Source: RefSeq, a predicted model, not a curated record